CUGGGGGCAGAGUGCGUGUAUUCAAGAACCUGGUCAGCGAAGACAGGAUUCGUGAGCAUUGAUUGGCUGAAGCAAGAAGCAUUUUGAACGCUGAUUGGCUCCGUCAUUCGCGGGAAGUACUUUGUGGCGCCAGCGAAAAGUAGAUAUAGCGCUGCGGCCGCAACAAGGUUCUGUGGCGAACGGCGAACUCAGCAGACUGGAAUUCUCUCGGUCUUUUUCCUGUGGAAAUCGUGACCAUAAUGUGGAAUAGUGGAUUUGAAAGCUAUGGCAACUCCACCUUUGGGGGAGCUGGUGGCUACACACAGUCCCCUGGGGGCUUUGGAUCGCCGGCACCUUCUCAGGCUGAAAAGAAAUCACGAUCCCGAGCCCAGCACAUUGUACCCUGUACCAUAUCACAGCUGCUUUCUGCUACUCUGGUUGAUGAAGUAUUCAGAAUUGGAAAUGUUGAGAUUUCACAGGUCACUAUUGUGGGGAUAAUCAGACAUGCAGAGAAGGCUCCAACCAACAUUGUUUACAAAAUAGAUGACAUGACAGCUGCACCCAUGGAUGUUCGCCAGUGGGUUGACACAGAUGACACCAGCGGUGAAAACACUGUGGUUCCUCCAGAAACGUAUGUGAAAGUGGCUGGCCAUCUGAGAUCUUUUCAGAACAAAAAAAGCCUGGUAGCCUUUAAGAUUAUGCCCCUGGAGGAUAUGAAUGAGUUCACUGCACAUAUUCUGGAAGUAGUGAAUGCACACAUGACACUGAACAAAGCUAACAGCCAGCCUUCGAGAGGAAGAGCAUCCAUCAGCAAUCCAGGAAUGGGCGAAGCAGGGAACUUUGGUGGGAAUAGCUUCAUGCCAGUAAAUGGCCUCACCGUGGCCCAAAACCAGGUACUGAAUUUGAUUAAGGCUUGCCCAAGACCUGAAGGAUUGAACUUUCACGAACUCAAGAACCAGCUCCAACACAUGACUGUAGUUUCAAUCAAGCAAGCUGUGGACUUUCUAAGCAACGAGGGACACAUCUAUUCCACUGUGGAUGAUGAUCAUUUUAAAUCCACAGACGCAGAAUAACUGGAUCUACUUGGGUACCUAACAUAUUUUCCAGCUGGACCUAUUUUCACACUCUUGUCUCCAGCUGUGUAUAUGUUUGGCCAGUUGACUUCUAGAAAGCAGGUUUCGUCUAUAAAAGAUCUCAAUUGACAUCCUUUUGAAGCUUACUGCUCUUCUGUAUUUUUGAAGCUCAAAGGGAAAUAGGCAACUGACAAGCAUGUAAAACAGACUGGAAUUUCUUAAGUUACAAAUUAAAACAUCAGGAUAGCGGAGAUGGAAGAGGGAUGCUAUCAGGAGUUGGGCAGUGUUACUUAAAUAAUACAUGCAAGUCUCUAUUCCUAAAAUGUUUCCUAUUGAGACAAGAUGAGUAGGACUAGAACCUGUGAGUGGAAAGCUAGCCAAGAAACCCGCUAACCUCUGCCUGUUUUUGUUCCUUGUUUUGGUUAUGUGUUACUUUCAGAAUUGCACUUUCUUGCACCACGUCUUGACUGCUGCCAAGAGCGUGUUUAUAAAUAUGAGGUUCUAGAGUUGGACCUCAUGGGGCAGAGGGGAAGAAAUGUUACCAUGAUUUGUACAAAUUAAAUACUUUCAUACGUUAAAUAAAGUAGUUUUGUUAUUGCGGUAAUUUA
Molecule: messenger RNA, 1660 nt
Organism: Pteropus alecto (black flying fox)
Lineage: Eukaryota; Metazoa; Chordata; Mammalia; Chiroptera; Pteropodidae
Gene: RPA2
Product: replication protein A2
Exons: 9
Coding region: 240-1052 (270 amino acids)
Biological process (GO): nucleotide-excision repair; DNA replication; double-strand break repair via homologous recombination
Cellular component (GO): chromosome, telomeric region; nucleus; site of double-strand break
Molecular function (GO): DNA binding
Source: RefSeq, a predicted model, not a curated record